Messenger RNA from Caenorhabditis auriculariae, 2567 nucleotides. NCBI's taxonomy places the organism in Eukaryota, Metazoa, Nematoda, Chromadorea, Rhabditida, Rhabditidae. The record is from the annotation of a GenBank genome assembly.
AUGAAUUACGUUGGAUCGUUGCUAAAGUUCUCUUAUCCGAAAGAAGGUGAGUCGAAUACAAAGCUUCUCAUGUACGAUUUUUGUUUCAGAAGGACACGGGAACAUAUUCAAAGUAAGUUUUCUUUCGAGCUAUUCACCAUAAAAUCACAAAACAAACACUUCUUAAGAAGAAUAAAACGAAAGAUGCGAAAGAUCAUAAUAAGACACGUGAGGAAAUUCUUCCUCCAGCAUUCUCCAGAUCAUCAGAAGAAAAUGUGAAGAAAAAAGCAGGAAAGUCGGAUGAAGAGAAACAAAAUCAUAAAAAAGAAAAGGAUAAGCAUGAGAUUACAAGACAUGAAAGAUUGAAACCGGACAAAGAUAAGACUAUCAUCGAAAAAGAGAAACCGGAGAAGGACAAGCAGACGGAACCAAUGAUUGGAACUCCAAGAUUACCGGAAGAAGGUGGAGAGCCGGCCACCGAGUUCGAAAAAGUUAUCGGCGCAGAACUCUACCGUUUUCCAAACCAAACUACUAAACUAUUGUGGAAAAAAGGCAAGUUUGAUCCAUAAACAGAUAAUUCUUAAAUUUCAGAUAAACCAAAGUCUGCUGAAAAAGUAGACGAUAGUGAUGAAGAGGUUGGUCGUUUUUUUUUCAGUUUAGAAAAAAGUCUGCGAUUCCAAUCACCAAAAUAUUUGUCGCUUUUCGAAGUUUUCCUGAUUAUGUUAAAAGCUAGUAUAUUUAUCUAACUUGGUUAAUGGUUGAUUAAAGUUGGAAAGAACAACUAAAAAAAUAAUAAAAAAAGAAAAAAAUUUGUUCAAAAAUCUUAUACUCACGAUGCAUAAAAAUUUUUUUAUAUUAAUUAACAGCCUAUCUUUUUCGCUCUUACCAAGACAAAAAAAUGUUUUCAGUUGCCAAAAAACCCGGAGGAACGAAUGAAGAGACUGGAAAAAGAUAAUGCAAAACUUCGAAAUGAGAAUACUCGCUUGAGGCUUCGCGUCGCCACAAAACAAGUUGUUCGUAAUUUGAGCUAAUUGAAAAAAAAGAAAAAAAAACUAGGAUAUAAUUAUACAACUAUGAAAAUUAACAAAACUUCUCCUCAUUCAUCUCAAAUCGUUCAGGAAUUUUUUUUUCAUCACUCAAAUUUUCAGACCAUCGAUGCUUUGCGUGAAGAACUUGCUGUGAUCAGUGAGUAGUCGCUCAGAAACUCCAUUUCCUAGCACUUGUGAGAAAUUUUUUUAGAUGAAAAAAUAGAGAACGAUGAAACGUCGGAUAAACUUGAUGAAGCCGACAGAGACGCUGAGGUACAGAACUCCAAUCAAGUAAUAUCUUAAUAUAAAAUCCCAGACAGAGAAGCCGGCUUUGGAAAUUUUGCAAAUGAUAUCCAAAGAUCAUUUGAUCAAAGGUCCUGUUUUUUCAAAGAUAAAUGAACCAUUAAAAAUUCCAGGAGUUUUAUCAGAUGCAGAAGAACGCCUAAUAUCGCGUUUUUUCGAUAUGGGAGUAGCCAAGCCAAGUGACAACGUAAAUUGAAAAACUUUAUUAUAAAACUUGAACAUAAUUCAGGUCGCGAAACUCAUAGAAAAAAGCUUCAUCGCUGCUCUGAUUUCUAUAACAAGCGAUGAAUCGCGUCUCAAGCGGUUGCAACCUGAAGCGAAAGCUCUGGUCACUGGAGACCGCAAAAAGGUUUGAAAACAUAAUCCCAACUCAGUUCAAUGAAUACUGUUUGAGGCCACCAGAGGUUUGAAACUAGCUCUGAUGAACAACCGAGACACGAGCAUGCCGGAUGAAUGGAAAAAAAGGCCUAUGGUUCGUAAAAAACACAAAGAAGCGAGCGAUUGAGAUGAAAAUGUUUUCAAACAAAAGAAUUAUGCAAUAAAGAUUUUCUUUCCAAUUUUUUAUUGUCAGAUUUAUUUUGAAAUAAAAAUGAGAGAAAAUUUAAAUUUUUAACUCGACCAAAAAUAUUGAAAAGGUCUAACCUGUCGAAACUGGAAGUAACUCAAAUGAGAAGAAGCAAAGAAAUCGAAAAAAGUUAAUUAAUAUACUGAUUAAUAACCGCUCGUUUGAGAAAGUAUUUAAUCGAGGUCUUCCAGAAUUCUGUUCACAAUCAACAAAAAUACCCAAAAAAAACUGAUGACAAGAUUAUUUAGCGCAUCAAAAAGAACGAUUUGAACAAAGUUCCAUCCAUGGAGAUUCUUGUUCUAGACGAUCAAGAUAAAGCAAAACUCGUGUACAUUGGAAGAAAAGGCAGGUUGAAACGUAUUUUUCUCCUUAUUAGAAAUACUUUAGUAGUGAAAAAGAAGAACGGCAAGGAGAAAGAAAAGCAGCCACCCAUAAAAAUUGAGAUUCCAACAGCGACAGUGAGAAUCCUUUUUUGAUCUUCAAAAAAUGGGAUUUUAUUCUGAAGUUGAGGAUUGCAGGAAACAAGCGGCUUCCAUGGCGUACCAAUUUCGAAAGAACCUGGGAAAUCUCCGCCGGCUCCUGCUCAACCUUUCUGUUCCACACCACCUCCAAAAGGACACAAGUCAACGCAUCCGAACAACUCGAAAGAAGCCGCAGUCCGAUCUUAUUACGUCACCUCGUUUAUAGAUUGA